This is a messenger RNA of Drechmeria coniospora, 153 nucleotides long. RefSeq lists its product as uncharacterized. The record is from RefSeq and is a predicted model, not a curated record. The transcript is spliced from 2 exons. The coding region runs from base 1 to 153 and encodes 50 amino acids. NCBI's taxonomy places the organism in Eukaryota, Fungi, Ascomycota, Sordariomycetes, Hypocreales, Ophiocordycipitaceae.
AUGGCCGUGGCCGAGGGCGAAAUUCUGCACGGCGCCCUGGCGAUGAUCGCGAUGGACGCCCGCGAGAUGGAUGCCCGCGAGAUGGAUGCCCGCGAGAUGGAUGCCCGCGAGAUGGAUGCCCGCGAGAUGGAUGCCCACGAGAUGGACGCGUAG